This is a messenger RNA of Meloidogyne enterolobii, 1470 nucleotides long. Lineage: Eukaryota; Metazoa; Nematoda; Chromadorea; Rhabditida; Meloidogynidae. The record is from the annotation of a GenBank genome assembly.
UUUUAAACAACAGAAAUUUAUUAAUUACACAAAGUACUUUUAAAUUUUUUUUUGUUUUUUUUUCAGUAAAAAUGUACAGUGAAAUAGAGGAGGGUGAAUAUAUAGAUGAAGAGGACAUUGACACCGAGCAAAUAGAAAAAGAACAAAUUUCCACGAAUUUAAGGUUUUUUUUAAAUUUUAUAAAAUUAAAAAUAAUUUAGAAAAAUGUCUAAAAAUCGAAAACCAAUAAAACCACCACAAAUUGAAGAAGAUGACAAUGACGACGAUGAAGUUUUAAGACAAAAAUUGCUUGAAAAUUUAGUGAAAUCACAAACUAGAAAACAAUUAACAGAAUCAAGUGAAGGGAGUAGUCAAUCACCGAAAAGAAAAUCUUCUCAAAAUAAUAAAUUAUCUAUUUUAAUUUCACAAUUGGAUGCGGCACAUAAAAAAAGAGAUUCGUAUUUAAGUAGGCGGAGAGAAAUUCAAGAUCUCGAUUUGCGUGAAUUAAUUCCUUCUAAAGCUGUAGAUGUUAUUGGACAAUUACAACAACAAAAAGAAAUUCAAAAACCGAUAUUAAUAAAUUCUAGAAAUGAAGAUUUAAAUCAACAUUUAGUUCCACAAUUAAAAAGUUUAACAGAACCAAUCAAAGUUAUCAAUAAAAAGAAAAAUAUUUCUCCAAGUAAUAUUCCUCUUGAAGAAGGUGAAAUAGCUGAAAAUGAUGAAGAAGGAGAAGAGAAUAUUGUUGUUAAUGGGGAAAUAAAAGAAAACAAAAAUAAUCAAACUAAUCAAAUCAUUCUAAAAGAAAAUGAAGUUCUGAUAGAAAUGGAUAAAAAUACAACAUCUAUAGUACCUGAAUUUCCUGAAAAUUUGGAAGAACAGGAUGUUAGAAAGGAAUCUCCAUCUCCCCCAACACUUCUACCUCCCUCACUUCCAUUAAUGAAUAUUCGUUUAUAUAGUCCAAAUUUCCCUCAACAUUUAUUAUCACAUCCAGCAUUUUCAAGUAAUUUAAAUCCAUUUAUUCCUCUUUGCCCAUUUCAAUUAAAUGGACGUUGUGCAGACAAACAAUGUUUAUUUCAACAUGAACAAGAUUACAUUUUAAAUGAAAAAGAAAUUGUUGAAGAAUUUUUGUCUUAUUGGCCAAAACUUGUACCAAAAGGAAUGGGGAAUUCUGAUUAUGCUACAAAAAUGCUGGCAGAAGGCCCAUUAGAUCAAGUACUUGGAUUUUUAAUGGCUAGUAUGCCCGAUGAUGUUCGGAUUUGUUUAAAUUUAUUUUCUGGGAAAUAUUUUGAAUAUUCUCGUCAAGCAGAUAAACAAAUAAGUAGAGAUGAUCAAAUUGAAUAUGAGCAAACAAUAAAAGGGGCUGUCGGUCAACCAAAAGGGUGGUUGUCGUUAUCACAACAAAAAGGUAAUAUGAAAACUUUAAUCAACAAAAAUGACAAAAAGAAGUGGUUUGAGCCGAGAAAUAAAAAUAAUAUUAUUGAAUCAGACUGA